AUGCACUUCCUCUGCAUGGAGUGCGAGGGUCAGAUGUCCACAAACAGUAUCCACGGUCAUCUCGACAGCAUCUGGAUACACGGCAAUACUCAAAGUCACCACAAUACGCAACACCAACAACCUCUCAUCGGGGCUCACCUCCACCCGGUUCCCCAUAUCGCAGUGGACGAGGGGGUCGGAGUGGUGAACAGUCUGGAUAUUCAGGUCAUGGAACUGAACUCAACUAACCUCAUAUGCAUGUUUAGUCACACGUCUCCUUACCGACAAGACAAUUACUAUUCGAAAAAUGGUGACCAAGGGGAACCAUAUGAUCACAGCCAUGGUGCCUUUGAUAACCCACCGAAGCCCUCCUCUCAACAUGCCCAGGGCACACCAUCCUUCCGUGGAAACUACUCUAGCUCUCGCGGGAACCACGCCCAUCAGGGCCCCGACCGUCGUUUCUCGGGCUCGGGUCCCUCUUCGAGCCACAACAACAAUCGAACUUCACAUAUGGACGACAAUAGCCAUUUCAACAAUUCACAAUGGACAGCCCCGGGGCCCCGUGGCCGUGCUGGGCAAGACAGCCCAAGAACGGGACACAACUACCGAUCCCAAACCCCUUCCACACGGCCCCCGUCUGCCAGCGAUCCACAAUCUCCAAGGGCAGUGGAUAGUGGUAUUCAUCACCGACCUGCUCCCAAGGCAUUCUCAAGAGAAGAGGAUUAUGCCCCGCAAGGGCCCGAAGGCGAUGGCGCACGAAACAUGCCCCCGCCUACCCGUGAUGCGCCGCCCACAACCCCAGCAGAAAACCGUGGAAAAAUCAGCUUCACCUUCAAAGCCAAGAGCACCCCGGCGCCUGCCCCCAAGCCAGUGCCUGACCUCGCACAGCGUAUGCAAGUUCGCGAACCGCCACCCCGUGCUCCUCCUCUAUCUGAAGUCCCUUCCCCUCGCAACCGUUUGACGAAUGGUCCAUUGCCCAAAUUCAAACCCGAACCACGUUUUGAUCGCUUUGAUCGAGAUCGCGGGCGGGAUCGGGGACGGGAUCGUGGUCGAGACCGCGGACGAGAUCGUGGACGAGACAGAGAACGAGAUUUUGACCGACGAGAUCACAGAGAUCACCGAGAUCCCAGAGAUCACAGAGACCCCCAAGACCCGCACGGCCGAAGAGAUGAUCGUCGAUUUGACCAGCGUCGUGAUCGCGGAAGGGGAGACCGACGCCCAGACUUCCGACAAGAGCGUCGUAGAGACUUUACUCCAGAGCCACCGAGGGAACUCCCACCAAAGGAACUACCACCGAAACAAACGAAGAUUGUUCUACGCCCUAAGCCACGUCCCAAGCUAUCCGAAGAGUUUGCUAAAGCCGAUUCCGUCUAUUAUCGCAAGCCGGGCAACGAAUCCGUUAUUGGCGCAGGCACGUACGGAAAGGUCUUCAAGGGAAUACACGUGUAUACCCAACGCAAGGUUGCAUUGAAAAAGAUCCGAAUGGAAGGUGAAAAGGAUGGAUUCCCCGUGACAGCUGUGCGCGAAAUCAAGCUCCUCCAACAUCUCCGCAACCACAACGUCGUGAAUCUUUUAGAAGUUAUGGUUGAGAAAAACGAAUGCUUUAUGGUAUUCGAAUAUCUCUCACACGACCUCACUGGCCUUAUCAAUCAUCCCACCUUCGCACUCACUGUUGCCCAUAAGAAGGACCUGGCGAAACAAUUGUUCGGAGGCCUGGACUAUCUCCACCACCGAGGUGUCCUUCACCGUGACAUUAAAGCCGCCAAUAUCCUCAUCAGCAACCAAGGUCUCCUAAAAUAUGCAGACUUCGGUCUAGCUCGAUUCUUUUCAAAGAGUCGGCCACUGGAUUACACUAACCGGGUGAUCACUAUCUGGUACCGUCCACCUGAGCUUCUACUCGGUGAAACUCGCUAUGGCCCCGCAGUCGAUGUAUGGAGUGCCGCGUGUGUCUUUAUUGAAAUGUUCACGAAGAAGGCCGUGUUCCCCGGCGAAGGAGGCGAGCUCAGCCAGCUCGAGAAACUUUACAAUUGCUUGGGUACUCCGACCCGCGCCGACUGGCCGGACCUUGUCGAAAUGCCAUGGUUCCAGCUGAUGCGUCCCACCGAACGGAAGAAGCGAGUCUUCGAGGAUGUGUAUCGGGAAAUUUUAUCUCCCGCUGCCCUGGACCUCAUCUCUCAGAUCUUCCGAUAUGAUCCAACAAAGCGACCGAGUGCGGAAGAAGUCCUUCAGCAUCCCUACUUCACGUCUGAAGAACCCGCUCCGCAACAAGCUUUCGAGCUGGAGCACAUUGAAGGGGAUUGGCACGAAUUCGAAUCCAAGGCUCUACGAAAAGAAGCCCGGCGCGCAGCCGAGUAUCAAAGUCAAAAGGAUCGUGAAAAACGCAAGGCCGAUGCAUCGGUGACGUCGAGUGAUCGAGAUUCCAAACGCGUCCGGGAGACUUAG
Messenger RNA from Penicillium cosmopolitanum, 2421 nucleotides. Its product is annotated as putative protein kinase. NCBI's taxonomy places the organism in Eukaryota, Fungi, Ascomycota, Eurotiomycetes, Eurotiales, Aspergillaceae. Gene Ontology annotation, biological process: positive regulation of transcription elongation by RNA polymerase II; transcription elongation by RNA polymerase II; protein phosphorylation. The record is from RefSeq and is a predicted model, not a curated record. The transcript is spliced from 3 exons. Gene Ontology annotation, cellular component: cyclin/CDK positive transcription elongation factor complex; nucleus. Gene Ontology annotation, molecular function: cyclin-dependent protein serine/threonine kinase activity; ATP binding; cyclin binding. The coding region runs from base 1 to 2421 and encodes 806 amino acids.